AUGAAGGGUAUCGACGCUCGCUACGAUGGCCAGCAUACGAGCCGCAAUGGGAAUGCCGUUGCCGACGGAGUUCUGACGACCGCCCCGACUCCGGCACCGACACCGGCACCGGUGCGGGACGACAAAGGCAAAGACGUCAGCUCCGAUACGGACAGCGACGAUGACAGGCUGCAGGUCGAUCACCACAACGUCGACUUAGAAAAUGGUGAUGGCAACUAUGAUGCUGGCGACAGUAACGCGAAUCCAAGGCUGCUCCAGGCAACCGGAGGCCCUCGUUCGCCAACAUCGGCGUCCGAUACGGACGACGAUAAUGGCAGUGGGAAAUGUACACCAGUCAGAAAUAGGGGCAGGACAGUCAAAAGAAAGCCUAAAAACGAGAAGCCCACAAAGCAGGAGACCGUCCGGUGGCGGGACUUGCCCGAGAAGGGCCAGUUGACCGUCCUCACCUUCGCACGGUUGAGCGAACCUCUUGUGCAAACAUCUCUUCAGUCCUACAUGUUCUACCAGCUCCAAUCGUUCCGGCCUGAUUUGCCUCCUUCGGUCAUUGCGAGCCAAUCUGGAAUUCUUCAUGCCAGCUUUACGGCCGCCCAAUUCUUAACAGCCAUGGUUUGGGGCCGGCUGGCCGACUCGCAUCUGUUCGGCCGCAAGAAGGUGUUAAUGAUUGGCUUAGCAGGGACCAUGCUCUCCUGUCUUGGCUUUGGCUUCUCACAGAGCUUCUGGCAAGCACUUUUCUUUCGGUCGUUAGGGGGCGCCACCAACGGAAACGUUGGAGUCCUCCGCACAAUGUACCAAUCCCGUGCUUUUCUAAUUCUACCCAUGACGUUCAACAUCGGUGUCAUCAUCGGUCCCAUAUUGGGUGGCGUCCUGUCCGAUCCCGCUCAUAGUUAUCCAAAUCAGUUUGGCGAUAAUGCAUUCUUCCUCCGCUUCCCGUAUGCGGCGCCCAAUCUCCUCAGUGCGGUUAUUCUAUUCUCGGCGCUUUUGGGCGUCUGGCUGGGGCUAGAAGAAACACUUGAUUCGAGACGAGGCACACGCGACCUCGGCAUUGAGCUGCGGCGCAAGAUUGUCUUGCUAUUCCGUCGCUCACCCGAUUCGAUCGCGUACACACCCCUCGCAACCCACUCCCGCAACGUCAGUGAUGCUAGCACCGUCAGUUUCGAAAUGGAUCCUGUUACGCCAGUUGUAUCGACUGAGGAGGAGGCUUCUACAUCAGCUACCGCCAAGUCAUCACAGAAAUCGAAGCGGCCAAGGACACGCUACUCGCAACGACUGCCGUUCCGCCGGAUAUUCACAAAGAAUGUGAUUCUGACGCUACUGGCACAGUCCAUCUUUGCUUUCCACAUGGGUUCGUUCAAUUCGCUGUGGUUCGUGUUUUUGUCGACGCCCGUGUAUGAUCCCACUCAGGCACCGGCUCCAAAGUCACCGGCGGCCAAAGCUGCUCAUUACCUCACGCAAAAUCUGCCAUUUGUGUUCACAGGUGGCAUAGGCUUGCCUCCCCGCGAAGUAGGCAUGGCCAUGGCUAUUCUAGGGUGCUUCGGUAUUACCAUGCAGCUCUUGCUGUAUCCCUCCGUGUCCGCUCGCCUCGGUGUCGUGAGGUCGUGGCGCAUCUUCUUGUGCUGUUUUCCAGUUACAUACUUUAUUGUUCCGUUCCUCAGUCUCGUGCCGAGCCUGUCAGCACCACCGCAUGCCAAGGACGGUGCGGCAAUCUGGUUUGCAAUUGCACUGGUGCUUCUAUGCCAUGUCACGGGCCGUACCUUUGCAUUGCCGGCACAGACGAUACUAGUUAACAACUGCACCCCUCACCCUUCCGUCCUCGGAAGUCUUCAUGGCCUCGCACAGAGCACAAGCUCUCUAGCACGUACAGUCGGCCCUAUAUUAAGCGGUUAUCUUUACGGCCUCGGCUUGAAUCAUGGCUUAGUUGGAGCGGUGUUUUGGGGUUUGAGCUCGGUGGCAAUCAUUGGCCUCAUAGCCAGCAUGUUUGUCCGCGAGGGUGAUGGACACGAAAUCUGGCUAGAGGGCGACGUCGAAGACGAGGAUUGA
Messenger RNA from Sporothrix schenckii 1099-18, 2037 nucleotides. RefSeq names its product MFS transporter. Lineage: Eukaryota; Fungi; Ascomycota; Sordariomycetes; Ophiostomatales; Ophiostomataceae. The coding region runs from base 1 to 2037 and encodes 678 amino acids. Gene Ontology annotation, biological process: transmembrane transport. Gene Ontology annotation, molecular function: transmembrane transporter activity. The transcript has 4 exons. The record is from RefSeq and is a predicted model, not a curated record.